AUGGCCCUGCUUCCUUCUUCUGCUCUGCAGCGUGUUCCCCUGCUGUCUCCGCCUGCGUCUUCUCUGCCUGCCGUUCCAGAGCCUGAGUCUGACCGCGCUCGUCCUGCUCACCCUACUGUCACGCGUCUGCUAGCCACUAUUGUCACUGACCCGUCGUUUGAGUCUGCUGCUGCGUCUGCCUUAGUCGCUGAGCUUGUUGAAUUUGCUGCUGCCUGUCUUCAAGACUACGCCGCUAGUCUUGUUGCUGAGUCUGAGUGUGUCUGUCCUCCGUCCAUCGGGGGUGAGUGUGCUCUUGGCACGCACGUCCUUGAGGACAGGCAGGAGGACCUUGAGUGUUUUGCAACUGCUGCGCCUCAUCUCGUGUCCAUGCUGCUUGCCCCCGAGGGAGACCCGGAUGUUCCAGACAUCCCGACCCCGCGCUCUUACGCUAAGGCGAUCGCGGGUGAGUACUCCUCUCAGUGGCAGACAGCCAUGGAUGCAGAGAUGGCAUCCUGGAAGUCCACAGGCGCUUACGUUGAUGAGGUCCCCCCUCCUGGGGCGAACAUCGUCGAUGGCAUGUGGAUUUUCAGGGUGAAGCGGUCGCCAGGUUCUCCGCCUGUCUUCAAGGCUCGUUACGUUGCUCAAGGUUUCAUUCAGCGAGAGGGAGUUGACUUCUUCCAGACCUUCUCUCCCACCCCAAAGAUGACCACUCUUCGGGUGUUGCUGCACGUUGCCACUCAGCAUGACUACGAGAUUCACUCUCUUGACUUCAGCACAGCUUUCUUAGAGGGCAGCCUGCACGAGGAGAUCUGGCUACGCCGCCCGCCUGGCUUCACUGGGUUGUUCCCUCUUGGUACCCACUGGAGCCUUCGACGGCCGGUCUACGGUCUCCGCCAGGCGCCACGUGAGUGGCACGACACACUGAGGACGACACUUGCGACUCUUGGGUUUACUCCGUCGACUGCUGACCCGUCACUGUUUCUGCGCUCCGACAAUUCGCUGCCGCUGUUCUACAUCCUCGUGUACGUUGACAACUUGGUCUUUGCCACUGCUGACACUGAGGUUCUCGCCUUGGUGAAGUCGGAGUUGCAGAAGAGACACACGUGCACAGACUUGGGUGAGCUGCGCAGUUACCUUGGCUUGCAGAUCACCCGGGACAAAGCACGUCGCACCAUCACCCUGACUCAGUCACACAUGGUGCAGCAGGUCCUUCAGCGCUUCGGCUUCACCUGGUCCUCGGCACUCACUCCUCUAGCUACAGGUCACUCGCUCUCAGCUCCACCUUCGGACGAGUCCAUAGAGCCGAGUGGUCCUUACCCAGAACUAGUUGGCUGCCUUAUGUACCGGAUGACUUGCACUCGUCCUGACCUCGCGUACCCUCUUGGCCUUCUAGCUCACUACGUGGCCCAUGGUCAGCACCAAAAGGCUACGCAGCGGUCGUCACAGGGAUACACCUUCAGCCUUGGCUCUGGCUCAGUUUCUUGGCGUUCUACACGCUCGUCUUCAGUUCUCAGCUCUAGUUGUGAGGCUGAGAUCUACGCCACAGCCAUGGCUGCACAGGAGUUACGCUGGCUCACCUACCGCUGA
This is a messenger RNA of Closterium sp. NIES-65, 1566 nucleotides long. The record is from the annotation of a GenBank genome assembly. NCBI's taxonomy places the organism in Eukaryota, Viridiplantae, Streptophyta, Zygnematophyceae, Desmidiales, Closteriaceae.